This is a messenger RNA of Papilio polytes (common Mormon), 4630 nucleotides long. It is a transcript of the gene Mcr, whose product is annotated as CD109 antigen. Gene Ontology annotation, molecular function: protein binding; endopeptidase inhibitor activity. The coding region runs from base 287 to 4180 and encodes 1297 amino acids. NCBI's taxonomy places the organism in Eukaryota, Metazoa, Arthropoda, Insecta, Lepidoptera, Papilionidae. The record is from RefSeq and is a predicted model, not a curated record. Gene Ontology annotation, cellular component: extracellular region. The transcript is spliced from 27 exons.
UUUUAAUCUGGACGGGCGUGGUGCGGUGCGCUUGCGCGAGUUUACUUUCUUGCAUCUUUUGGCAUCUUUCAUAAAUGAAGUGAGUAAUGACACCGUGUAACAAUUUUGUUUGGUUUAAAUAACAAUUUCAAUGUAAUACAAACAACAAAAUAAUAAUAGUUUAUUUAAAUAAAUAAUUUUACUACAGCGUGCCAGUGAAGUGAGGCGUUGUAUUUUAACGUUGAGUGUUCAAAAAGCCAGGCGUUUCCAUGGGCGUUAACUUCAGGUAGCCCUAAAAGAGUGAACAAUGACUCACAUAGGUUUAUACCUGACCCUUAUAUUAGCUACAAAUAUAUGCACGGGUCAGGACUAUGCCACGCCAACAUACAAUCCAGAUGUUCAGAACCCUACAAAUGAUUACUACAACAACCAGUACGACAACCCGUACGACCCAAACCGGAGAGUACCGAAUCGUAAUCAGUACGACAUAAAUCAGUUCGAACCGAACCGGAACCAGUACGGGCAGUACGACAACCGUAAUGAUCAGACGUAUCAGAACCCAUACGGCGUCGAUAACACGCCGAAACCCAGCUGGGACUCCAGCAGGAGUUACAACCCUUCAUUCAAGAGUUCAGAAUUAGAACAUGACAGCGUCAUUAUAAAUGAAGCUACAUACUUCAUAGUGGCGUCCCGUAUGGUACGGCCGGGACAGAUAUACAAGAUCUCUGCCAACAUCCUGCGCGCGCGUCUACAGAUGACCAUCCGCGCCUCCAUCUCGCGCAAUGGCGUUGAGAUUGCUGACGUCAUCGAGAAGGUCAAAGAAGGAGUGCCGGAGACACUUAACAUGAGGGUGCCAGCAACAUCAGUGGGCGGUGACUACAAACUGCGUGUGGAAGGGUUGUAUUUAGACGACCCGUUCGGCGGGCGCGCAUUCGUCAACGAGACCCAGCUCACGUUCUCGAACAGAUUCAUGACCAUAUUCAUACAGAUGGACAAACCUGUCUACAAACAGGGACAGACUGUGAAAUUCCGCAUAAUACCAAUCAACACCGAACUGAAAGCAUUUGGUCGUGCCAUCGACGUUUAUAUCUUGGACCCUAGUGGUAGGAUUAUGAAGAGAUGGCUCUCAAGACAGAGUAACUUCGGCACGGUGAGCCUGCAGUAUCAGAUGUCGGAUCAACCGCAAUAUGGAGAGUGGGCAGUACGCGUUGAGGCGCUCGGCCAGACAGAGCUCGCGCACUUCUUGGUAGAAGAGUAUUACCAGACCAGAUACGAGGUAAAUGUCUUUUAUAAGUCUUUUCAGUUGCGUCAAAACUUGAACCCGUACUUGUACAACGAAACGUACCAAUACGAGUACACGGACGAGCGGCACGGGCCCACCGACGUGCAGCACCUGCCCGGACAGCCCAACCAGCUGGACCAGCCCGACUGGUGGUACGACCCGCAGAAGGUCUACACCAGGAUCUUCAACUUUGAUGAAAAAUUCCCGUUCUGGAUGCCGAAGCCGGACCCGGUGCAGGUGGCGGUGCAGGGCGGGGACAACCCUAACUACAACACCUAUUCCACCUCCUCCUAUAGCAGCUACUACAAUGACCCCUACAACACGCGCUUACCUUAUCUCAGAUUUUUCAACGGGACAUAUGACUUCAAAUACCCGAUGUCAGAGUUAGCACAAUUAGUGCCCACACUGGAGGGUGUGGAGGUCAUCAUCACGGCGUCGGUGGGGGACCCCUUCCUCGAUGACGUCAUCGAGGGGUACAGCAUCGCGAGGAUAUUCAACUCCUCCUUAGCGGUUACCUUCCUAGGAGGAUCACUGCAAGUCUUCAAACCCGCUAUGCCUUUUGAUAUUUAUGUAAGUGUUUUUUUUCGGCCCACACUCGCGCCGGGACACGACGCCGUCUGGCAUCUGCGACUGGAUCUAUACAAACUACUGAAGUUAGAAAACGACCCUAACUACCGCGAGGUACUGGCGGGUAUAACUGGCGUGCGGCUGAGCGCGCAGCUCGGAGACGCGCUGGGCGGGCGCGCGGCCGCAGACGUGCACUUUGUACCCCACUACAGCCCCAAUAACCACCAUCUCAGGGUCUCUACCAGCACCACUGAUGCAAGGGUGGGCGAAUACAUAAUAUUCCACGUGCAGAGCAACUUCUUCAUGGAAUCGUUCAGUUACGUCGUUAUGUCGAAAGGAAUCAUUCUGACUAGUGGACAAGAAAUUAUGCAGGAGGGCGUGCGCACGUUCGCGGUGGUGCUGUCCGCGGAGAUGGCGCCGGUGGCCACGCUGCUGGUGUGGGCGGCGCAGCGCCGCGGACAUCUGCUUGCUGACUCACUCACAUUCCCCGUCAACGGCAUCUCCAGGAACAAUUUCACGGUGAUAUCAAAGAUGUCUCACUUCGACGAGUCGAGCAACGGCACGUUCGCCUACACGUUCCGCUCGCACUUCGGCGACCCCGACCACCUCGUGUACUUCCCCUCAUCCAGCUUCGGCAUCGACGCCAACAGGACGUUCGAAUACGCAGGGCUGGUGGUGUUCAGCGACGUGGCGGUGACGCGGCGGCACAGCGUGUGCAACGCGUCGCUGGGGCUGGCGGAGUGCCUGGACGGCGGCUGCUACCCGCGCGACAAGCACUGCGACGGCAUGCCCGACUGCGCCGACCGCACUGACGAGGCCACUUGUACACACGACGACAGUUUCUCUCUAAGUCAUUUCCGCAAGUUCCGUUUCAACCGCGUGCAACGUCAGUACGACAACGCGUGGCUGUGGCGCGACGUGAACAUCGGCCCGCACGGCCGCUACGUGUUCACUGCGGACGUGCCGCGGGCGCCCGCGCGCUGGACCGUCUCCGCCUUCAGUAUGUCCGAUGUGCGGGGCUUCGGCGUACUCAACACGCCCGUCAGGUAUGACGGCGUGCUGCCGUUCUUCAUCCAAGUGGAGGGCCCCGACCGGUGCCGGCAGGGCGCGGACGGCAUACCGCAGUACCGGCACCAGUCCGUGCUGCUGGACCUGUCCAACCGCGCGUACGUGUUCCAGUACAUGCACGUGAACGUGACGGAGACGCCCGUCAUCCCGUACGAGGUGGACCGCUACUACGUGUUCGGCUCCAACACCGCGCGCGUCACCGUCGUAGGGGACGUCGUCGGACCACUCUUCCCCACCAUGCCGGUCAAUGCUACCAGUUUACUAGAUCUGCCAAUGGACUCCGGUGAACAGAACAUGUUCAGUUUCGCGGCGAACAUGUACCUGACCCUGUACAUGCGGCUCACGAACCAGCGCAACCGCACUCUGGAGCGCGACGCGUUCGCACAUAUGAAUGUACUCUACCAACGACAGCUCUCCUUCAUGAAGCCAGAUGGAUCCUUCAGCUUGUUCCGCAGCGACUGGAAUCAAUCCGCUUCAAGUGUGUGGCUGACAUCUUUCUGCGCUAAGAUAUUCCAAGAAGCGUCCUUCAAUGAAUGGGAAAACUAUAUCUAUAUCGAUCCAAAUGUGAUAUCAAUGGCGGUGUCGUGGCUGCUGGAGCACCAGACGGCGGAGGGCGCGUUCUACGAGGUGACGUGGUCUCCGGACCGCAACUCCAACGCCACCAUCGCAGUGCCCGCCAACUCCGGCCUCUUCCGCGGCGCUGCCCACCUCGGCGUAGAGGUGAACGAUUCAAUAAUACUUCAGCGGAAUGUCACGCUCACAGCACAAGUCGUCAUCACGUUGGAAACUGUGAAAAAUUUAAAGGAUAUCGGAUUUAAGGAGGCUCUAAGCGCCCGCGUGGCUCAGGCUCAACGCAACGGCAUCACGUGGCUGGAGAAGAACCUGAAACUACUGGAGGAGUACGGAUCGCCCUACCUGUCGCGCCGCGUGCGCACGCUGCAGCGCGCCAAGUACCAGCCGGACAAGAUACUCUUCUACUUCGAUUAUUUGGACCAGGAGCAGACGUGUGUGAACGUGACAGUGGAGCGCUGGUUCCCCGUGGCCAACAUGUCGCGACAUCUGCCUAUACGAGUAUACGACUUCUACGCACCAGAACGAUUUAACGAGACAAUAUUCGACGCGCUACCGACUUACCUCCUGAACAUCUGCGAGGUUUGUGGCUCCUCGCAGUGCCCCUACUGCGCCGUGUACAACGCGGCCGCGCGCCCCGCCGCUGUAGCCGGCCUGCUCGCACUCGCCGCACUCCUCGCAAGCCACGCGUAUCGCGCUCUCGCUCACACAUAGCGCUACCGACAUCACGUAAGUUCAUGACAAUAAAACAUCCACACUGGAUAUGUAAAUGAAUCUCAAAUUGUUAAACAAAACAAGCAAUUCAUUUUUGAAUUAACACUAAUUAUAUGUUUUAUAUCGAAUUCUUAUAGAAAAGACGUAUUUUCCACAAAUAUUUUGUUUCUGUGAAUCGCGUUUUUUAUCUUUGUCGCACUUGUCGAUUUAACGUAUUGCCGUCUUGCUCUCUCUAUAACGCUAUACUGUACAUCAUAGAUAUCUUAAGAUUUGUGGCUCAUGUUCGUGGAAUUCUUCAAUGAAAAUAUAUCUUUAUUUACAUAUCAAUUAUUAAAUAAUAAAUAAUACAUUUUGUAUUGUUUUUACAAUAAUUGUGUCAAUUAUAUUGACUGACAGUUUAUAUUGAGCUUUAUAUAAAAAUAUGUAAACAUAAAAAUUAAAUAACAUAGA